Molecule: messenger RNA, 1257 nt
Organism: Rotaria socialis
Lineage: Eukaryota; Metazoa; Rotifera; Eurotatoria; Philodinida; Philodinidae
Source: the annotation of a GenBank genome assembly
AUGAUCAGCAUAUCUAUUUUGUUUAGAAGUCAAGGUGAAUUUAUCAAUAAUGAAUCGGAUGAUAUAACAUCAACAAUAAAUUCUGUUAGUUCAAUCAGCGAAAAUCUAAAUCAAUCAAAUAAAACAAUUUUAUUAGAAUCAUCAACUGAGAAUUUGUUUAAUACAUUAAAUGAUUUAAUCGAUGUAACAACAACAUCAUCAGAUUAUAGUGAAACAUCACUAUCAAGUUUAUUUUUAUCAUCUGCUGAUUAUUACGAGUCUAGAACAUCAGAAAAAAAUGAUUUAUUAUUUGGAAAAGAACAAUGGUUUAAUUAUAAUCAAAUAAGUCAACAGAAUUCUUCUGGUUCUUCUAUUGUUUGGAGCAAAAUAAAUGAUGAAUCGUUGAAUAGUUCAACUUACAUAAUAAAAUCUGGCGGUGAAUGUAUGAAUCGUAUGUGUCGUGUUAAACUGAAAUAUAAUGGUUCAAUAUCAAAUAAUAUCGAUGGUUGCUUAUCAUUUAUUCUUUGGACACGAGGCCAACCAGUUGGACAAUUAUGGAUUGAAGAAGAUGAAGAACAAGAAAAUUUCUCACAAAAAAUUCAAUUAACAAAUUCAAGUCUUCAUGUUGAACAUUCAUUAAAAUCGAAUAUAAAAAAUUUAUCAAUUGAUGCACGAAUUUUAUUUCGUAAUUCUAAAAUUGAUUCAAUAACUUUAUCUAAUUUAAAUGUUAAAUGGCAUGGGCCUUGUCCAAAAUAUCGUUCAAUGACGUCGAGUCCAAAUAUUUCUUUAUAUCAAUCAACAUUUGAACAAGAAUUUCUAACGUUAACUAGUGAUGAUUAUUAUCAAACAAGUUUAUUUACAAUAAAUAACACAUUUGAAAAUACUCAAGAUUCUUUAUUGAUUCAAUCAUCAACUGUUAAAUCUCAUGAAAAUUUAAAGAAUAAGAAAAGAUUUUUUUUUAUUGAUCAAUCAAAUAUUCAAUGGAUUUUAAUAUCGAUAAUUUUAUUUUGUUUAUUAAUAAUUUUAUUAUCAUUUCUUUACGGUUUAUGGACAAUACAAGAAUAUCAUCGUUUCAUUUGGCAUGUUCGGUUUAAUUAUCCAAUUCAAUUUAUUUCUCGACGAUCAAUUCGUUCGUCAAUAAAAUCAGAAAAUAAAAUCGAAAGAUUAUCACAAACAUCUGAUGAUCUUUUUCAUAUCGAUUAUCAACAAGAACAUUUUGAUAGUUUUUCAACAAAUAGUAGUCGAUCAAUGUCUUCACCAUUUAACUCUUAUUUUUAA